Messenger RNA from Schistocerca serialis cubense, 950 nucleotides. RefSeq lists its product as uncharacterized. The coding region runs from base 138 to 944 and encodes 268 amino acids. The transcript is spliced from 6 exons. NCBI's taxonomy places the organism in Eukaryota, Metazoa, Arthropoda, Insecta, Orthoptera, Acrididae. Gene Ontology annotation, molecular function: G protein-coupled receptor activity. The record is from RefSeq and is a predicted model, not a curated record.
GGCUAAGAUGCUGGGUAGAAAUCUCUGCGGCCUCCUCAGGUUCAGUCAUAGAGCUACUUCGUGCUGUUCCUCAUCUGUGUGUGUGACGAUGCUGCGUCGGCUGGCAUUGCUGUUUAUGCUGGAGCUGACGGCCUGGGAUGUGGCGUCAGACGGUGAGCCACCGGUGCAGAAGUGCUGCGGCCAGCAGCAGGUCCUGGACGCCGGACACGUGUGUCGCAGACGUCAGCUGGGACGACGGAGGCGACCCCUGGUGGUGGCUUCCCAAGAACUCUGUCAGUCUCAACCACUCGCCGACUGAUACGGAAGCUGUGACGCAGGCACUGUCCAGCUUGAGAGCAGUGUACAACACGACGGCACCCUGUGGCCAAGAGUCGCGCCUUGAGCUGGUCAACUUGCCGGGAGAAGACAUGGACGAGUUCCGCUUGCACAUUGGACGUCAACAAGUACACCUGGAGUUGCUGGUGUCGGACUUGUCCCCAGAGGGCGCGCUAUUGCCGGCGCACUCCUUCUGUGUGGACGGCGUGCGCGUGGGCAGCGAGCUGCUGCUCGUCGCCUUCGCCUGCGUCUGCACAGGGCCGGCGCCAUGUGUGCGCAAGUGUUGCAGGGACUACCAGGCCUACGACCUCACCGGCGGCGGCGGCUGCGUCUUCGUCACGGAAGAGGAAGAGUACCGCGACCCCAGUACCGGUCACCGGCGGCCAGCGCCAAUGGAUCCUGAGGCGAGUAGAUCGUACUUCCUGCUACGCAACCGCAAGCCCAACUGCACCGUGCGGUCACACCGUCUGCAGGGCAACACGGACGACUUCCGUCUCCGGGAAGACGGACAUCUCCUGGUACCUGGUGGGGCGUGGCUACCGCCGGAGGAGUUUUGUGGAGACCAUGUGCUAGGCAAUGCCUCUAUUACCGUGGUUUUGACGUGCCUGCAAUCAGCCAGCGCACCGUAGGUACAU